AAAAAAUCCACCGCCAUUUUGUGUUGGUAAUGAAACUGUCAACUGUAAACGAUUGCGAAUAAUUUAUUUAGCUCAAUUCAUCAUUUAUGUGGUAUUAAAAACAUAGAAGAAAGACCACAACAUCAACAUUUCCACCUUUUGAACCUUGACCUUUUCAUUGUUCAACAUGGACCGCGGCGAUCGACCCAAUUUCAACACAAUCGAGGAAGAAUUAGCUUAUUGGAAGAAUUUAUGUUCGAAAUUUAUGCAGGAAAGAGACACCGUACAAAAUGAAUUUGAUGAUUAUGUUGCUGAAUCCCAACAAUUAGAAAAAGAAUAUGAGGUAACCAUCGAGCAGAAUGAGAAGAAAAUACGCCAAUUAAUGAGUACGAAUAAUCUAAAUCAAAAUGAAAUAGAUUCACUUAAGCUAAAAUUAGAUACAAUUAAUAAAGAAAGGGAUAAUUUAGAAGAUGAUUUACUCAACUUAAAGAAAGAACAGGUGGAUUUCCAACGAAAAAUUCGCGAUUUAGAGCAGAAAAAUGAUGAUUUAGAACAAAGCCACCGGAUGAUAACAGAAAGUAUUAAUGCAGUGGAAUCAGUUUUAAACAGUGCAAUAGAAAGGAAUGCUAUGUUAGAGUCAGAAAUUGAUGAGAAAGAAACGCUGAAAGAAAAAAUUCAACGCCUCACCGACGAAACAAGAGAGUUGAAACAAGAACUACAAGUACGCGAAACGAUUCCGGAUAACGAACGAAUGAUGAACGGCCACGUCGAUUCGAAUCGACUUACGGUCGAGCACGAGACUCAAACGACACCCAUCAAACGUAAGCGAUUGAAAAAGUUUUUGCAAUUUUUACGAUUACGCCGACUUCAGUUUUAAUUUAGUGUGUUGUGUACUUAAUCGAUUUAUUAAGUAAGAUAAAAAUAGUAACAAAGCUCAAAAUUUUGU
Messenger RNA from Onthophagus taurus, 925 nucleotides. The record is from RefSeq and is a predicted model, not a curated record. NCBI's taxonomy places the organism in Eukaryota, Metazoa, Arthropoda, Insecta, Coleoptera, Scarabaeidae.